AUGUCGACACACUGCUCACACUCGACUUCCCGUCCUCCUCCCUCGAAACUGAAGCUCACCCAGCAUGCGCAUUGGACUGCGACCACAGACAACAGUUUCGGCACGAUCAUCGAGUACCUCCGUCCGUCCAUGUUCGGCAGCGACCAUGCCGUCGUUGAAAUCUCCACUAUCAGUGGUUGCCAAGCCUCGAACAUUCCGUCGCGAUAG
Molecule: messenger RNA, 207 nt
Organism: Aphanomyces astaci
Lineage: Eukaryota; Oomycota; Saprolegniomycetes; Saprolegniales; Verrucalvaceae
Exons: 2
Coding region: 1-207 (68 amino acids)
Source: RefSeq, a predicted model, not a curated record